AUGCCUCAACCAUGUUCUCUUAUGGGCCUCCCGCGCGAGCUUCGAGACAUGGUCUAUACAAAUGUAUUCUCCUUUGCCCAUUCGACAGACGAGUCAACUACCCGACAACAUGAGUUGCAUUACGGCGCCGAGGUCCCAAUCAUCGUCCGUUUGAGCACCAUCUCUUUCAACUGGCUCAACCUCAUGCGAACAAAUGGUCUGGUCGCAGAUGAGAUGCGACAACUUUAUCAUAUGUCAUCCUACCACAAGUUCACCGCUGAUCAAACGUGGUCUGCGCAACUUACACUCAACAACGACGAGUACACGCUCACAUGGACAUCGUUACCGUGUCCAUCGUCCUGUGUACGACACCUCUCCAUCAACUUCAAAAUCAACCUCACGCUUUCAAAGUUUGGUCACUGGGAUAAUGACAGCAAAGACAAACCAGGCAGCAUCUUCAAAACACUAUUAGAGCUGCUUAGCCAGAUCGCUCGUCAUGGCCCCAACAUUGCUGCAGAGACAUUACGCCAAUCUAUCAACUUUGAGUCAUUGAGCCUCAAAGUCUGGUUUGCCGACGAAGAGAAAUCAUACUCGGCAUCUUCUGGUCCAGAAAGUAUUUACAUACUCGGAUAUGGCAAGCGUCGUCUCUACAGCCGUCUGAUCGAGGAUAUUGUCACUGCAAGUGGAAACCACGUUUUGGAACAGAAGGUCAGAAGUGUCAGCAUACAAGGACCGAGGAGCUUGGGAUCACCGAAGACAGAUAUUACAAUAUUGUAUAGUGAUGACUGUGAUGGAGAGAUUGAGCGAAAGUAG
Aureobasidium vineae is the source of this 792-nucleotide messenger RNA. NCBI's taxonomy places the organism in Eukaryota, Fungi, Ascomycota, Dothideomycetes, Dothideales, Saccotheciaceae. The record is from the annotation of a GenBank genome assembly.